This is a messenger RNA of Scylla paramamosain (green mud crab), 384 nucleotides long. RefSeq names its product actin, muscle-like. The record is from RefSeq and is a predicted model, not a curated record. Bases 1 to 384 code for a protein of 127 amino acids. The transcript has a single exon. NCBI's taxonomy places the organism in Eukaryota, Metazoa, Arthropoda, Malacostraca, Decapoda, Portunidae.
AUGAACGUGGCUGCUGCCUCCUCUUCCCUCGAGAAAUCCUACGAGCUUCCCAACAGUCAGGUCAUCACCAUCGGCAACGAGCGCUUACGCUGCCCUGAGUCCCUCUUCCAGCCUUCCUUCCUGGGUAAGGAAUCUGUCGGCAUCCACGAGAUCGUCUACAACUCCAUCAUGAGGUGCGACAUUGAUAUCGGGAAGGACCUGUUCGCCAACAAUGUGCUGUCUGGCGGCACCACCAUGUACCCUGGUAUUGCUGCUGACCGCAUGCAGAAGGAAAUCACUGCCCUGACUCCCUCUACCAUCAAGAUCAAGAUCAUUGCUCCUCCUGACAGCAAAUACUCCGUAUGGACGGGCGGCUCCAUCCUGGCCUCUCUCUCCAUUUUCUAG